AUGCAGUCCACCUCGGCUCCCUUGACCCGUUCGCGAACGAACCUCUUCCUCUCCUACCGCGACUCGGCGAUCCGACCCUCCCACGCGACUCCCUACUCGCACUACCUCGACGAUGAGCCGACCCUCUCCGAAUCCCAAGCACUCAUGAGUGAUACCGUCGAUGGACCGGGUGGUGGCGUGGGAACGAGCACGAGUCGCAGAGGAAGUGCUGCAGCGGGUCGGACGGUCGAGCUGUUGCCGCCGAGAUGGGUCGAUUUGAGCGAUCGCGUCGAUGAGGUGUUGCAGAGGGUCAAACCCAAGAGUGAGUAGCGAGAUUCGUGAACUGGUGAUGGGCGAGACUGACGGUGUGGCGUCCCUGGCAGUCGCACAACUGGACAAGCUGCACGCCAAGCAUAUCCUUCCGGGGUUCAAGGACCGAUCCGCCGAGGAGAGGGAGAUUGAUGCUUUGGCCACAGAGAUCACCAGCGUACGUUAGACUCAGAUAACGUCUGUGAUGGGCGACGUGCAAGGUGGGGCCUUUACUGACGUUUGCACCUCACCCCCAACAGGACUUUCGUACCUGCCAGAGGUUCAUCCGUCAAAUCGCCGAAAUGUCCCGCGCACUGCUACAACAACGCGUCACGCAUGCCAAUGCCGAAUCAACGCGCUUGGAGCUCAUCAUGGCCGCGAACGUGCAAACGGCCCUCGCGACCAAGGUGCAGGAACUGAGUGGGACGUUCAGGAAAAAGCAGACCGCUUAUCUGAAGCGUGCGUGAAUGGAAUGAUGUGCUCCGCGUCUUGAUUCGAGCGAAAACUGACUCGAACUUUUGCGAUCCCGUAUUCAGACUUGAAAGGGCACGAAUCCAAGGCGGCGGAUCUUCAUUCCCAAGAUCCUCUCUUCUCACUUGGCGAGGACGAGUCCUUCGUGAGUGACGGUCGUUAAUCUAUGCCGAGCGGAGCUCGAGAUUUUUUCAAGCUCAUGUAAGCUCCAUCCCCUAUAGUCACAGAAUACGCUUAGAUCCUCCCAAACGACGAUGUUCGCCUCGUCGCACGGCGUCGACAUCCAACAACGUGACGCCGAGAUCAACGCCAUCGCGCAAUCGAUCGUCGACCUCGCGGACCUGUUCAAAGAUCUCAGUUCAAUGGUCAUUGACCAAGGCACCCUACUCGAUCGCGUCGAUUUCAACGUCGAACAAAUGGGUGGCGAAGUGCGCGCUGCGGUGGAGGAACUCAAGACGGCGACGCAGCACCAACGUCGAUCGGGGAAGUGCCAGUUGAUCUUCUUGCUCAUACUGCUCAUCGUUGGGUGUAUUGUCGUGAUUGCGUAUCGACCGACGAAGGAGUCGAGACCCUCAACGCGAGUGAAGACUCCACCGAUAACGGCGUUACCGACCGUACCGCUGGUGGAUAAUGAUGUCGAGGAUAAGAGGAGGAGGAGAACGGAGGGGAGGGGUUUACUGGGGUCAUUGAGCGAAGGAGUAGCCGCGGCGCAGCCGAGGGACGGGAUGAGGUUCCUCAAACCUGGGAGAGGACCCUCUUUACCUGAUAUCAGGGUUGGGCAGAGAGACAAGAUGGGGAAGCUAGAGAGACGGAAGUUGCGGCGGUCCUAUAUGGUUGAUGAUCGACGGCGGGGCUGA
Microbotryum saponariae is the source of this 1616-nucleotide messenger RNA. The record is from the annotation of a GenBank genome assembly. NCBI's taxonomy places the organism in Eukaryota, Fungi, Basidiomycota, Microbotryomycetes, Microbotryales, Microbotryaceae.